AUGGAGACUACAAAUCAUCAUCUUGAAAUGAUAUCUAAAUUGCGGCAACGUCUUUUACGUCUUAUUAAAUUAGGUGAACCAAUAAAUCAAUUACGUUCAACAACACAAACAAAUAAUGAUAAUAAUAACAAUAAUACUAGACCAUCGAUUGAUCUAACAGCAAAUGUUGAAGAAUGUGUUCGAUGUCUUUUCAAUAGUUUAUGUUCAGUUGAAAUAUUUAUUCAAGAUGUACAACAAAUAUUAAAUGUUACUAUUAAAAGUAGUUUAAGUCUCUUUCUUGCCGAGACAAUUCCACUUGCACAUCAAUAUUUACAACAACAUCAAUAUGAUCCACUUUCAUGGGAUACAUUUAAAACGAUUGCAUUACCAACAACACUAUCUAAUAUAAAUUCUAAUACAUCUAAUCAAACGACAAAUAUAACUCGUCUUCCAUCAUUACAACAAGCUUGUUUUCGUCUUCCACCAUCAUGUCCACAACUAAUUGAUCUUACUUCGUCCUUAUCAACUCGUUCAAUACAAGAACAAACAUUUAUAACACCUAGCAUACGAGCAGAUGCUAAUCCAUAUGAACACAAAUUAAUUAAUCGUUUUGCUCGAUAUAAUUUUUAUUUAAAUGAAUAUGGUGAACAAUUAUUUCUACAAACAUUAUACACAUUUCUUAAAUAUAUUAUUCGACGUCUUCUUUUUUUUACUCAACAUCGAAUUGAUACACGAUUAUUAGAUUCAAAUAGAUAUGAAAUGACAAGUAACGUACGUGAACAAAUGCGUUUUCUAUUUGAAUUAAAUAAAGUACAAAAUGGCGAAUCAAAUAAUAAUCUUAAUAGUGGUAUAUUUCAACGGAAAUCCGAAUCGAUUAAUAUAGUUGAUGAAGAGCAAAAGCGAACACGAAUACGUGAUUAUCGAUUAUCAAUUAUUGAACAAUUACGACAAAAAGAAGCCGACGAAACAGCAUGUCUUGUCUUACGUGAAAGUCGUUUAAAACGACAAAAAAUAUCAGAUAAUAAUCGAAACAUAAUGCCAACAAGAAUUCUUCGAGCUAGUUUACAAGAACUUAUUGCUGUCAUGGAAAGUGAACCGAUAUUAAAACGAUCAAAAACAUUACUAUAUGCUUAUGCAAAUAGAUAA
This is a messenger RNA of Rotaria sp. Silwood2, 1125 nucleotides long. Lineage: Eukaryota; Metazoa; Rotifera; Eurotatoria; Philodinida; Philodinidae. The record is from the annotation of a GenBank genome assembly.